Molecule: messenger RNA, 6650 nt
Organism: Pomacea canaliculata
Lineage: Eukaryota; Metazoa; Mollusca; Gastropoda; Architaenioglossa; Ampullariidae
Product: ubiquitin carboxyl-terminal hydrolase 22-like
Exons: 13
Coding region: 127-1929 (600 amino acids)
Biological process (GO): protein deubiquitination
Molecular function (GO): zinc ion binding; cysteine-type deubiquitinase activity
Source: RefSeq, a predicted model, not a curated record
AUGUGCGCAGACGGGAAUGUUUUUUCUUGGUCACUGCGCAUAACCAUUGUUGCUCCAUUCCUCGCAACUGAACUAAGAAAGUGUCGGCAUGAAGUUUUCGUUUAGGAAAAGAGUGAGGGGCAGAAGAUGAGUUUUCAUGGCUGCGAACAUUUAAAUAGCUUUAAAGCAGUCAACGGUACCCGAUCAUUCCAUAUAAUCUACUCUUACUUCAUAGCGUGUUCCUCUGCCGAGGCACGCCGAGUGAAGUGUUUCUUCCAGGCAAGGUCAUGUUUCUGCCACACUUGUCGUCAGCAGUGUCUUCGUAUCCAUGCCUGCUUGUCCUGUGUCUACUUUGGAUGCUACAGUGACAUGCAUAUCCAAAACCAUGCCAAGACUAAAAAGCAUAGCCUGUCUGUUGACCUGAAAUGUGGGACAGUGUUUUGUGUUAUCUGCAAUGACUUCGUCUAUGAUGAAGAGUUGGAACGAAUUGCAAAAAAACAAAAUCAGGCUGCAGCAUUGUCAUUGGGAAUCAAGCGACAGUUUGCUCCUUGGGAACCCGACCAGGAUGAAAUUGAAAUCCUGCGGAGAAACCCAAAGAGAAGAAGGGUGUCAGAAAAUUCUCAUAUAGGUUUGCGGGGUCUUAUCAACCUAGGCAACACCUGUUUUAUGAACUGUAUACUCCAGUCACUGACACAUACUCCCAUAUUGAGGGACUACUUUCUUUCUGACCAACAUCGCUGCCACAUGACUGAAGACCCACAGCAGUGCUUGGUCUGUGAGAUGGGGCGCCUCUUUCAAGAGUUCUACUCGGGUGUAAGAACACCAUAUAUCCCCUACAAGCUCCUGCAUCUGGUGUGGACUAAUGCUCGACACUUAGCUGGCUAUGAGCAGCAGGAUGCUCAUGAGUUCCUCAUAGCAGCAUUGGAUGUGUUGCAUCGCCACUGUCAGGGGACAAAUGGAGUGAGCUAUGGUAACCCACACCACUGCAACUGCAUCAUUGACCAAAUAUUUACGGGUGGUUUACAGUCUGAUGUUACCUGUAAACAGUGCAAUAAUGUUUCAACAACGAUUGACCCUAUAUGGGACAUUUCACUGGACCUUGGGCCAGGACCUGGGCCAUCCCCAUCAUGUGCUGCUGCCGCCGCUGCUGCUGCUGCUGCAGCCAACAGUGCCACAUCAACUGCUGCCACUGCAACUGCCACAGCUGGAGUGGAAGCUGGUGGUGUGUCUGUUGGCAAUACAGCAUCUGCUGUCUCUGACAGUACCACAACUGCUAAUCUCUCGCCUGCCUCAGGUUUUACAAAUAGCCCAAGCAACUAUGAACCUACCUCACUCACUGAAUGCUUAAAGAGAUUUACACGUCCAGAGCACUUGGGCAAUUCGGCCAAAAUCAAGUGCAGCAACUGCCACAGUUACCAAGAGUCCACAAAGCAGCUGACCUUGAAGAAGUCACCCAUAGUGGCGUGUUUCCAUCUCAAGAGGUUUGAGCAUUCCACAGGCUAUCACAAAAAGAUCUCAACCUAUGUAUCAUUCCCUGAGGAGCUGGACAUGACUCCCUUCAUGUCCUCCUCUCGAAACAACAGUAACGGUUACACUAACCAAAUUGUACGUGAGUCAGCCAUCGGCCUUUCCUGUGAUAACAAGUACUCCCUAUUUGCCGUUGUGAACCACAGUGGCACAAUAGAAUCAGGUCACUACACCUGCUUCAUUCGCUCACACAAAAACCAGUGGUUCAAGUGCGAGGAUCACAUCAUCACCCGAGCAACAGCUGGCGAGUUAUUUGCUGUUCUACCACAAACAACUACUAGAGUAUACAUAAUACUUGGCAGAGACAAUCCAACAGAUGAUGAUAUAUACCUCCUCUUUGCGGGACCUCAUUACUGCUUAGACCACAUCACCACAGCAAAAGAAGACAUUCUGGAAAAGAAAGUUACAGUUGUCCUUGUGUGAGGGUUUGUGUUGUUUUUAGGGGGAGGGGAAUGAGAAUUUGGUUUGCAUAUUUGCCUAAAGGCAGGGGAGCUGGUAAAAGUUUCAAACAACUUGGUUCAGUACCUGAUUCAUACAUAAUUCUUUGUAGAAACUGUUUUUCAUUCAUUGUAAAUAGCUCUCUGUGUUUACUUUCAUGAAAUGGUUUUAUUUUUGAAAGUUGUGAGGUAAAAUCUGUUGAUGUAAUUUAAGUCUACUUAUAUAAAACCUGUGGUGCUUUGCUGGGAAAGCAAAGAUGGUUAUGCAUGGUGGGGCUUGCGAGUGAAAGUGGGAGGAGAAAAGAAUGUGUGUUUGCAAAUUUGCCAAUCAGUCAUGGCAAACCUCCUAGACAUCCACUGAUCAAUUGUCUUUACAGACCUGUUGUCACUAAGAUGGAUGAUAGCAGGCUGCUGCAUUUACUGGUGUCUUUUGGUUAUGUGUCAGUGUUCUUCACCUUUGACAGAGUAUGUGAUCUGAAGCUGAAGGGAACAAAUUGGCAUGCUCUCUGUUAAAUUGCUCAAUAUGAAUUGCAAAUCAACAUCUUCACAAACAGAAGGAUAUGGGUUUGUAAUCAGCAUUAAAUUUGUGCAUCAUUACUUUCUCUUCCUCAUCCUGUACUCAUUCUCAGUGCAGUUUUUGUUUCUGCGUGAAUGAACAUCGUUUACUUGUGACAGCUUCUUUAUUGAACAAAUCAAAAUGUUGUUCCCACAUUCGUGAUAGUAGUAGAGAUUGGGAGACCCUGAUAGAAUAGUACUAUGAAAACAGAGAACAGUAGAAAGGAUUUUCAAGAGCACUCUAGAAAGCUUGUUCACCAUGAAAGCUAAAUUUUAGAGCAGUCCUCUUGUUUGAAGAAAGGGUAGGCACUAGAAAGUGUUGUGCAAACUUUCUGCUGAAUACUUCAUUUGCCAAGUGAUGAACGUAAGAGACUGCUACACAAUGCUAUUUUAAGGGUGUAGUUUGACCUAAUUAAAUGACAAUUAAAGCUUCAUAUUUUCUCUGUAUUAAGACUUGCACAAAAAUGUGAUACUUGGUAGACAAAGGCACAAUCCUUUGCCUGGAUGAAUUUUUUUUUUUGAUUGGGUAGAAGCUGUCGGGUGGAGUGCUCAGUAAGUUAUGGUCUCUUGUGUUGAGUAAUUUUCUCUUGUUACUCAUCAAGUUUUUUUGCAUAGAAAAGUGAUUUGGAGAGCCAAACUAAGUAAUAAGAGACCAAGCUUCAGUACAAAAAUUCAUGAAAUUUUUGAAAUAGCUGUUCAAAUCAUGAUGGAAGGUUUUUCAACAUGCAAGAUAUAAAAGGAGAUAUAGAGCUAGCCACAUUUAAUUUUUCAGAUAGUAGUAACUUUUAUUGCUUGAGUAAAUUAUUUUUAUCAGACAUGUGUCUUGAUUAUUUCUUCAAGGCUUUGUUGAAUUUCUUUAGAAAAGCUUAGAUGAUAAUCUUAGUACAAGAUUAGAUAUGUCAUCUUUUAGGUUUAUCUUUAACGUUUAAUGGUAAUAAUUCUACACUAUAGUUUUAGCAUUCAGUACUGAUGUUUCCAUAAGUGUUUCGCUUGCUAUGUUACAGCAAAGCCGUUUUGUCAUCAUGAUCAGGAAUCAGUAGUAAUCAGAGUGGUGGGCAUGUGUGCUUAAACGCAUGCUUGUGUCGGUGCAUGUGUUAGCUAAUGGUUGGGCCUAAUCAUUGGUGCUUUCUUUUUUCUUUAAUCAUAACUGAUUGUUCUAUUACUAGGUGACGUGGAUCAUAGAAGCCAUUGAUUAUGUGUUUCAAUAGGGCACUUGUAUUUAUACUUACUGAAAAAUUAUGAAAUGAUCUUUUCAUUUACCUCUGUCAUCAUCAUGGUCAUGUUGAUCACUGUCUGGAGGUAUGUGUGAUAAUAGAAUUAAAACUGAAUACAUCAUGAAUGAUAUCAGCAGAUUAGAGAGAUAUUCCGCCUUGUCAUGACAAAGCUUACACUUCUGUUAUUUGCUGAAAACAGGUCAGCCUGUAAUGAGGGCUGCAGUUUGAAACAAUAAUUUCACACCUGCUGUAUCCUGUAGUGCUUGCUUGGUUUUUGUUUGCAUGUGUAUGUUUUUAGGUGAGAGACUGUGUUACGUUUAAUGUAGAAUGAAUUGCUACAUUAUUGUUUUUUCUGGCCAUUUUUUGUGUUUCCCUGUUCAAACUUUUCAUUUUUCCUUGCAAGUAGAUGUGGGUUGCUGCUGAGUCACUGCACCCCUGCAUCUUGCAUCCUUGUGGGUCCAUGAGCCAUGUUCAUAGCCGCCCUUUCCUUCUCUUUCUUUCAUCCCACCGCUUUGGCCUUCCCUUGCUCUUGCUGUGAUUAUUUUGGUCUGUAGGACUUCAGGAACAAAACUGCUGAUAUGUGUGAUUUGAAGGACGUUAUUUGAUACUGUUUUUGUCUUUGUGUGGAAAACCACAGAAUUUACUUCAUGCAGUAAAAUUCCAGUAGAACUGUAAACUCAUCCCUUCAUUUCUCAUUUACCAACAAUGUGCAGGCAAACUUUCAGUUAGAAUAGCCAACUGGUUGAUACUGUGCUGAGUGUUUUUGUUGGUUUUGAGUAUGAUAGAGUCUAGUCAUCCACAUCACUGAGAUCAUUCAUAUGGGUUACCAUCGGCACAUCUUGAGCACUUUGUCUGCCUGUUCCAGAAGAGUUACCACUCAGCAGGAAAAAUGUAAUAAUCUUUGUUUCCAGAUAUAGUUGGAGCACUUAAGAGUAUUUCAAGGGAGACUGAUGGAUGACUUCAUAGAUACCUCUCAGUUUUAAAAAAUGUGUUUUCUUCUGCACUGGUAAGCUAUUAAAGAAGGUUCUACUGGCAAUUGUGGAGUUGAUACAGAACUGCAAGUUAGUUUGUAAUUAUUUAUUCUAAGCCCAAACCCACUUUGAUGCUUUCAGUUAUUAUAUAUGUCCUGUCCAUUGUGUGAAACAAAACAGCUGUAUCAUCAUGAGGUGCAGAUAAAAUGUUAGAAGGUUGAUUGUCUAGCUCUCUCUUUUUAGUGGAUAUGUGUGUGUGUGUGCAUGCGUGCGCAUAAUCUGCACUUGUUUGUGUGUAUGCAUGUGUCGGAACUCAUUCAGUAACCUGUAAGUGCACACACUUGGUAUCACAUUAAAAUGUAUAUUGGCUGCGUUUUUGACCAGAAAAGUGGUCUCUGCACUUGUCAGACAGCAGAUUUACCUGAUGUUUCAUGAGCUAUGCUUGUCAGAACAAAGAGUUAAUCUUUGCUUAUGUGUGGCUAACCUGUCAUGUUUUUCAACAGUCUGCUUCAUUUCAGAGUAUUUUUAUGCAGUCUUGCUUGUAGAGUGCCAACCAUUUUCAUUUGGUAAGCAGAAGUAGAGAAAAGGUGAUGAGUUCUCAGGGUCUUCUUCUUUUUUUUUUUUUAAAUCCUUGAUUUCUGUGGUUAUGUUUAUUUUGCAUACAUUUGAUCUCCAAACAUCCUCUGUGUUUCAGUAAACAUAUUUUUAAAAAUGUAUCAAUGUGCAGUUUUCAGACUUGUACAUAUUUUAUGUGCAUUGUAGCAUAAAGGAAGCGCUCUUAACAUUACAGUGAACAGUUAUUACUGAGAAGUUACUUGCUUAAAAGCAAUUUCAUAGAAGAUGAAUUAUUGGUUUGGAUCUUGCCAAUGAAAGCUUUUCUUCUGGUAUCUUUGUAUAUUUUCCAACCUUAAAUGAAUUGUAGUCAGUAAAGAGAGUCUUUUUUUAAAACUUCCCUUACCAUUUUUAUAAUUGCAUUAGGAAACAUCAUUGUGCUCUAGAUGUGUCUCGGGUGUUGCAUUUUAUGGUGUGCCUAAGAGGUAGUAUCAUACACAGAGGAGAAGAAAGUGCAAGUUAUUUAUGACUCAUUUUGGAGAAAGUUCACAAUUAAAUAUUUGUGACUGUUGCUGAAAAGGUUAUUUAUAAUUAAGAAAUAAUGCGUAAAUCAAAUUCAUUUAAAAGAACAAAUGAAAGGCAUUUUUGUCGUUGAGAUUUGUGGUAUAAAAACUUGUGAAGAAAAAGGUCAAGUACAAAAAACAACCCACAAGUAAAUUAGAAUUUUCAAGUUUACAGAUAAGAAGAAAACGGCUUCUGAUAGGUUGAUAUAGUAAUAUGUGUAUUAUUUUAUACUAACAAGGUAAAUGUAGACAAAGAUUUUUAGCUUGUGAAUAUAUGAAAGUUGUGUGAACAUUUUCUAAGAAAUGCUUAUUACCUGGAUCUUUUAAUUUUCAGACUGCAGUUUGAUAUGUGUGACAUUUAUAUGAUGAUGUGACAUAGUUGUGGAGAUGUUUGAUGUGAAGAACUGCCUAACCAUCGAUCAUUAUGUUGCCCUCUUUAUUUAGAUGGCUUGCAUUUCUACAGCCAUUUGUUUGCUCUUUGUAUCCAUACUUACAUAUGAUUAGAUCAGUGACAAGUCUGAGAGUAAAAAGGGCAUGCUUGUUUACAUGUUAAUAUCAAAUUAUUUCGUCAUCUGGUGUAUAAUUCAUUGUGCUGUGCGCUUGUUAUACACAUUUCACUCAUGAGAUAUUGUGUUGAAAUUGAUGGACCGAGGCGUUUGCGAGGGAAUCACAAUGGUAUGAUGAACAUUUGCAAGGCGACACCUGUGUUAUGUACGAUCUUGAGUAUGUUCAUGUUUUGUUAUUUUUUUUGUGUGUGGUGUUAAUGUGUUUUUCCCAGAUCUUACAGAGCUAGAGCCCUGACAUGAAUGAUCAUGUGUGAGUGCGAAUAAAUCAUUGUUGUAUGCUUGAGAA